Molecule: messenger RNA, 1233 nt
Organism: Actinia tenebrosa (Australian red waratah sea anemone)
Lineage: Eukaryota; Metazoa; Cnidaria; Anthozoa; Actiniaria; Actiniidae
Cellular component (GO): nucleolus
Molecular function (GO): nucleic acid binding
Source: RefSeq, a predicted model, not a curated record
UUUUUUCAAAAUGGCGGGUUUGGGUUUCGCUCGAAGUCAACUCGAAAAACAAGGCUGGGCCGAAGGAAAAGGUCUGGGGAAAGAAGAGGAUGGUAUUAAAAAGGCUAUUAAAGUUGGCAUCAAAAACGACACUCAAGGAGUUGGUUAUAAAGUUAGUAAUCAGUUCACUUUUCAUUGGUGGGAUCAUGUUUUCAACAAAACCGCAAAGUCCAUAGUAGUCAAAGAAAAUGAGGAUGGUGUGCUUGUUACAAAAGAAGGGACCUCAAAUCAACCAAUCAGCAGCAAGAGACCUAACAAGCAUUCCCAGAAGCCUUUGCUCUAUGGACGGUUUGUUAAGGCAUCUUCAGCAACAACACCAGGAGAUGUGGAAAGUGAGUCAGACAAUACUGAUGAAGAGGCAGAGAAAGAUUUCUCAUCUAAACAUCCAGAGGACAUAGUGUUCAAAGCAUGUGGAGGAAGGACUGCUCACAAGGGUGCUCGACACGGGUUGAAACUGAACGGAAAACUGAAACGAAUUGAAGAACAAGAAAGAUUAGCCUUAUCAGCACCAUGUUCCAGAAGUGCCAGCCCAGAUGUUACCAAAGAGCAUGACAUAGAACAGAAGACCGCUGAACUCCUUGACCUACUGAAAUCCAAAAAGAAGAAAAGAAAAUCCAAAGACGACGACUUGAAAUCUUACAGCGAUAGUGAAGGAUGCGUGGUAAAGAAGAAGAAGAAACGAAAAAGAAAUCGGGAAGAAGACGUAAACGAUCUUGAACAUGAAGCGAGGGGAGCAGAAAAAUCCAAACAAAAUGAAAAAAAAAGGAUUGAUAAAGACUUGAUUAAACAUAACGAGGAACCGAAAAGCUGUAGCAACCGAGAGACGAUAAAAAAGAAGAAAAAAGAUAAGAAAAGAAAGAGUGAAAAUAAGAAGGACAAAACGGGAAAAAGGAAAAAGCUUGUGGACUCAAGUGAUGGAGAGUGUUCAGAAGUAAGUUUGGAUGAGUUAAAAGACGAGAAAACUCAAAGUAAUUACAAGAAAGACAAACGCAGAAGAGAAGUCCUCUGUCACAGAGAAUAAGGAGAGGAAAAAAGCAAAGAAAAGAAAAGCAAAAGAUAUAAUCGAAAAUGAAACAGAUAUCAGUAAAAAGGACAAUAAGGAAUUGAAUGAAAGUGAAGAAUCUUCUAUGAAGAAAAAGAAGAAAAAAUAAAUAUUAAAAAAAAAAUUGAGCUGUGGUAGAGUACAAACACUAA